AUUCAACAUGUUUAUUAUUGCUGUUGUUGUAUUUAUUAAUUGAUAAAAUAUCAUGUGAUAUUGUUGAUGAUGCAAAACAAACAAUAAAAAAUGUAGCACCACAUGUUGGACGUGUGAUACCACGUAGAUCACCAAUGUUGCCCCAAGAUGGUAGUAUGGAUUUGGCAAUGCAAAGUAGAGCUGUUGAUACACGUGUACAACUUGGUAUUAAAGAAGGUGAACCAGUUGGAACUCUUGUUGGUACAAUACCAAUAAAACCAGAUUUUACAUAUAGAUUUAAUGAGCCACCAAAUGAAUUUACACUUGAUCCAGAAACUGGACAAAUUAAAACAGCUAAAAUAUUAGAUAGAGAAAAUUUAUCAAGUGAUAAAUUUGAUCUUGUUGUAUUAUCAAGUCAACCAACAUAUCCAAUUGAAGUUAGAAUUCAUGUUAUUGAUAUUAAUGAUAAUAAUCCAGAAUUUCCAGAGUCAACAAUAAGUGUUACUUUUUCUGAAUCAGCAUCUGCUGGUACAAAGUUACUACUUGAUGCAGCAACAGACAAAGAUACAAUUGACAAUGGUGUUGGUGAUGAUUAUUUUAUUGUUGAUGGUAAUAUUGAUGGUAAAUUUCGUCUUGAAGUUACUGGAAAUCCAAGUGGUGAUAGUUCAUAUUUACAUUUAGAAACAACUGGUAAACUUGACAGAGAACAAAUUGAAUUUUACUCAUUAAAUAUAUGUGCUCGAGAUCGUGGUAAACCACCACGUCUUGGUUAUCUUAUUGUAAAUGUAACAGUACUUGAUGUCAAUGAUAAUCCACCAAUAUUUUAUCAAAAUGAUUACAUUGUAUCAUUGAAUGAAAGCUCACCAGUUGGUACAAAUGUAUUGACAGUUACAGCAUAUGACAAAGAUACUGAUGACAAUGCAAAGUUGAUAUAUUAUUUACCAGAUGAUGAGCAUAGAUUUACAAUUGAUCCAUUAAAUGGUAUUAUUAAAACAGCUGAGCCAUUAAAUUGUCAACAAGUAAAUUGUGCAAUACCAAGACCAAGUGGUAGUUGUCCAAAAAGUUGUGUUAUAAAUGUAUUUGCACGUGAUCAUGGAUCACCACGUCAAGAUGGCAAUACAUUUGUAACAAUAAAUUUACUUGAUGCUAAUGAUCAUGAUCCAGAAAUUAAAUUUAGUUAUUUUCCAGCAACAGCUGGUUUUGCAACUGUCGAUGAAAAUGCAUUGAAUGAUUCAAUUGUUGCUGCUGUUGCUGUUAUUGAUAUUGAUGAGGGUCUUAAUGGUGAGACAAAUGUUAAAAUACAAUCAGGCAAUGAACUUGGACAUUUUCGUCUUGAAAAAACACAAACAUUUGAUAUUGUUAAAGUUAAUGGUAAACUUGAUCGUGAAGAAAUACCAAUAUAUAAUUUAACAAUUGUUGCCAUUGACAAAGGUAUACCAUCACGUACAUCAACAUCAUAUCUUGUUAUACAUGUUAAUGAUGUUAAUGAUCAUGAUCCUGUAUUUCAACAAAGUGAAUAUACAUCUGUACUAUCAGAACUAUCACCAAUUGGUAGUUUUGUUGCAAGUAUAACAGCAAAUGAUGCUGAUUCUGGUUUAAAUGCUAAAAUAUAUUAUGAUUUUGAAUCUGGUAAUGAGCAAUCAUGGUUUAAAAUUGAUCAAGAUACUGGUCUUGUUACAACAAUAAACACAUUGGAUCGUGAAAUACAAGGUACAGUUGAAUUAAAAGUAACAGCUAGAGAUGGUGGUCCAAAUCCACGUUUUGCAUCAACACAUUUACGUGUUACUGUACUUGAUGAAAAUGAUGAAAUACCAAAAUUUACACAAAAUAUUAUACAAGUAACAUUAUCAGAAAAUACACCAGCUCAUAGUUUAGUUGCAACACUUGCUGCUGUUGAUAAUGAUCAAGGCACAAAUGGUAGUAUAUCAUAUACAUUACAUCCAAGUGUAUUACGUAAUUAUCAAAAAACAUUUUCACUUGAUGCAUUGAGUGGACAAUUAACAACAAUGAUAACACUUGAUCGUGAAAAAAUAUCAAAUUAUCGUAUUCUUGUUGUUGCACGUGAUCAAGGUACACCACCACAAUCAUCAACAGCAACAGUAUUAUUAUCAAUUGAUGAUGUUAAUGAUAAUUCACCAAUAUUUUAUCCAAAAAAUUAUUUAAUAACAAUACCAGAUGAUGAUACAAUUAUUGGUGGUUCAAUAAUUGGUAAAGUUUAUGCAACAGAUGCUGAUUCAAGAGAAAAUUCAAGAAUACAUUAUUAUCUUGAAUCUGGUGGUGAUGGUUUAUUUACAAUUGAUGAAAGAAAUGGUGAAAUAACAAUUCUUGAUUCAUUUAAAAAUACUAAAAAAAGUAUUUAUGAAUUAACUAUAUCAGCAAAAGAUACUGGUGAUAAAAUAUCACUUAAAAAUGCAAUUGUUGAAAUAAUGAAAUACGAAGAUGUUAAACAAUUAGAAUUUGAUACAUAUAAUGGUUAUGAAUUUAAAAUACAAGAAGAUCGUGGUGAAUGUAGUGAUAAUUAUAAUAAUGGUAUGAUAUUUAAUCGUGAUGUUGGUAAAGUAAAAUUGUCAUACUCAUCAUCAUCAUCAUCGUUGAUGGGAAAAAUUAUUUAUUCAAUUGUUUAUGGUGAUCCAAAUGGUAAUUUUAAAAUUGAUCAACAUUCAGGAUUAAUAACAACUGCUGGUUGUAUUGACAGAGAAGAAAUAUCACAUUAUAGCUUAAAAAUAUCAGCUAAAAAUGGUUUAUCAAGAGGCCUGACAAUAGUUAAUAUAACAAUUAUUGAUAUUAAUGAUAAUGCACCAAAAUUUCCAAAAGGUGAAAAAGCUGAUGAAGUUUAUUUAAAAGAAAAUGCUGCUGUUGGUCAAGAAGUAUGUUUAGCAAGAGCUAAAGAUUCAGAUAUUGGUAUUAAUUCAAGAAUACAAUAUACAUUAACACAUAAUCCUGGUGGACAAUUUAGAGUUGCUGAAAAUUCUGGUAUAAUUUAUUUGGCAAAAUCAAUACGUGCAUUACCAGGUACAGUUAUUAAUAUUGAAAUAACAGCAAUUGAUUCUGGUAUACAGCCAUUAUCAUCACAACAUCAAAUUAAAAUAACAAUUGAAGAUGUCAAUGAUCAUACACCAGUAUUUAAAUUAAUGAAUUAUGAAACAUCAUUAUUAGAAUCAACACCAGUUAAUGAACGUUUUUUUGGCUUAAAAGCAUAUGACAAAGAUUUUGAUUUAAAUGGUAGAAUAAUUUAUAGUAUUACUGAUGGAAAUCAAGAUGAACGUUUUGGUAUAUUUCCAGAUGGACAAUUGUAUGUUAAACAUAUUUUGGAUCGUGAAAAACAAGAUUAUUAUGAUCUUGAAGUUACAGCAAUGGAUCAAGGUACACCAAUGAGAAGUUCAAUUGUACCAGUUGUUGUUCAUAUUAUUGAUGAAAAUGACAAUCCACCAGAAUUUAUAAAUUCAUCAUUUAUAUAUCAUUUAGCAGAAAAUGAACAACCAGAUACAUUUGUUGGUAAAUUAAUUGCAACUGAUAAAGAUGUAGGAAGAAAUGCUGAUUUAACAUUUUCAUUAUCAUCAACACAAAAAGAUUUUAUAGUUGAUCCAAGAAAUGGUUUUAUUAAAUCAUUACGUAUGUUUGAUCGUGAAGAAAUUGUAUUAAAUACUGGAUCAAAUUAUAUUACACUUGAGGCAACAGUAACUGACAAUGGUAUUAAUCGUUUAAAAGAUAAAGUUAAAGUAACAAUUAUAAUAACUGAUGUCAAUGAUAAUGCACCACAAUUUCAAAGAUUACCAUAUCGUGUAGAAAUAAGUGAAUCAUCAAUAAUUGGUACACAAAUAUUUAGAGUAUAUACAACAGAUGCUGAUGAAGGUUUAAAUGGUGAUGUUUAUUAUUCAAUUGAAGAUGGUAAUAAACAAGAUGUAUUUGCUAUUAAUGAUGCAACUGGUUUAAUAACAUUAGCUAAAAAUUUAGACAGAGAAACAUUGGAUAAUUAUGAUUUAAAAAUUAUUGCAUGUGAUGCUGGUACAAUGAAAAAAUUAUCAUCAACGACAAUUCUUCAUAUUGAUGUACUUGAUGAAAAUGAUAAUUCACCAAAAUUCAUAAAUAAUCAAUUAAAAAUAUCAGUCAUUGAAACAACACCAAUAAAUACUGAGUUAUUAAAAUUUCAAGCAACUGAUGAUGAUUUAGGUGCAAAUGGAGAAUUAACAUUUGCCAUAUCAUCUGGCAAUAGACGUGAUGCAUUUUACAUUGAUGCUUAUAGUGGAUCACUAUAUUUAAGAAAACAAUUGGACUAUGAAGAUUUAGAAAAUUAUACAUUAAAUAUAAGUUGUACUGAUGCUGGUCAUCCAAAAUUAAGUACAACAAUAACACUACGUGUUGAUGUUAUUGAUGCAAAUGAUAAUCCACCAGUAUUUCCAAAUACAGCAAUUGUACGUCAAAUACGUGAAGGAAUAAGUGUAAGAACACCAGUACAUUCAGUGACAGCUGAAGAUCCAGACUCUGGUGAUAAUGGUAUUGUAACAUAUGCAAUUGCAUCACAAGAUCCAGAUGAUCAAAGACGUCAUUUUGGUAUCAAUCCAUCAACUGGUGUUAUACAUACAUUGCUACCAAUUGAUAGAGAAGAAAUUGAUACAUUUAAAUUAGUUGUUGUUGCAACUGAUAAAGCACAACCACCAUCAUCACGUUUAUCAGCUGAAAAAUUAGUUAUUGUUAUUGUUGAAGAUUUAAAUGACAAUGCACCAAUAUUUGUUAGUAUGUCAUCAUGUGUAUUACCAACAAAACAAAAUAUUUUAAAUAAUUUAGAUAAAGAAAUAACAAUAAGUUAUUUGCUAGCUAAAGAUUUAGAUUCAAGUACAAAUGGUCUUGUAACAUAUGAGCUAUUACGUCAAAAUGGUGUUAAUUAUUAUGAUAUGUUUCGUGUUCAUCGUAGUAGUGGUUUAAUAACAAUGAAAGUACCAAAAAAUAUAAAAACAUUUGAUAAAUUAACAUAUAAUAUUGGUGUACGUGCAACAGAUGAAGCUGUACAAGCUGAAAGACGUUAUUCAGAUACAUAUUUAACGUUAAUUGUACCUGGUGAAGAUGACGAUGAUGAUAAACCAAUAUGGCAAAAUCAAGAACAACUUGAAGGUUCUGUAUAUGAAAAUGAACCAACUGGUUCAAGUGUAUUACGUGUUAAAGCACAUAGUAAAAAAUCAAAUAUUAAUAUUGAAUAUUAUGUGACAAAUAUAACAUCUGGUAAAAGUGGUGAACAAGUUGAUAGGCUAUUUGAUGUUGAUAAAAAAAAUGGUCUAUUACAUACAGCUGGACUACUUGACAGGGAAACUGGCAUUGAAUGGUAUAACGUUGAAAUUUAUGCUGUUGCCAUUGGUGGUGACAAACCAAGCACUUCAACAACCAGGGUUUGUGUAACGGUACUUGAUAAAAAUGAUGUCGCACCCUCAUGGGGUCCAGGACCAUGGAAAUAUCAAGUGUCAGAAGAAGCACCACCAGGCACAAUUGUCACGACAUUAAAAGCCCAUGAUCCAGAUACAAUUGGUAAUCUUCGUUACAGUAUUGUACCAUCAAACAGUGCAAAAAUGUCGGCUGAUGAUUUUACAAAUGUCAUCACAAACAAUGACAUGGAUAGACAAUUUAGUUUGGAUCCAGUUACUGGACAAUUACGACUUGUUGAAGCACUAGAUCGUGAAACACGUCAACAAUAUAUUUUGAGAGUACGUGCUGAUGAUGGAAUUCAACAUACUGAUAUUAAUCUAAUUAUUCAGGUGACAGACACAAAUGAUAAUGCUCCAGUUUUUCAAUCAAUGGCAUAUUCAUUUGACAUGCCAGAAAAUGAAAUACGCGGUACAAAAGUUGGUCAAGUUAUAGCAACAGAUGCUGAUGAUGAAGGUCCAAACAGUCAAAUAAGUUACGCCCUAAUAUCUGAUUGGGCAAAUGAUGUUUUUUCUCUGAAUCCAAACACUGGUGUAUUUACUCUGACAUCUAGUCUCGACUACGAACAGGUUCAACAUUAUAUACUUGUUGUACAAGCAACAGAUGCUGGAUUUCCAGUUUUAUCAACAACAGUUACUGUCUAUUGUAAUGUCAUUGAUUUAAAUGACAAUGCACCAAUAUUUGAGGCAGGUCCUCAUGGUGUUGAAAUACUAGAAAAUACAACAGUAAAUACAUCAGUAUUAUCAGUUGUUGCACAAGAUUAUGACUCUGGUGAUAAUGGAAAGUUAUCAUAUGAAAUAACAAGUGGUGAUGAGACUGGUGAUUUUUCAAUUGCAUCAAAUGGAACAAUUUAUAUUAGCAAAUUACUUGAUCGUGAAAAAAAAUCAAUAUACAAUCUUGUUGUAACUGCUAAAGAUAAUGCAAAAUUACCAAACAAACGUCUGUCAUCAUCAGUACAAGUUGGAAUAAUUCUACUUGAUGUCAAUGACAUUACGCCUAAAUUUAUAACUCCAAAUGUAACAACAAUCCUUGAAAAUUCACCAUUAAAUACACUUGUAAUGUCAAUAAAAGCAAUUGACGAAGAUGAAGGAAAAAAUGGUUACGUUGAAUAUUCACUUGAUGAUAAUACAGUUCCAUUUAGUCUUGGUUCUGUUGAUGGUCAAUUACGUGUAUCUGGUUCACUUGAUCGAGAACGACAACAAAAUUAUACACUUAAAGUAACAGCUAAAGAUCGUGGUGAACAAUCAAAAUCAACAUCAACAUCAAUAACAGUAUUAAUAUUAGAUGAAAAUGAUAAUUCACCAAUAUUUAAUCCACGUCAAUAUUCAGCAACUGUUGCUGAAAAUGCAAGUAUUGGUGCAAGUGUAUUACAAAUAACAGCAACUGAUAAAGAUGACAGUGAAAAUGGUAGAGUACGUUACAGUAUUAUUUUCGGUGAUGAUAAUCGUGAUUUUACAAUAUCUGAAGAUGGUGGAAUAAUAAGAGUAUCAAAAAAUUUAAAUUACGAAAGAAAAUCACGUUAUUUAUUGACAGUUAAAGCUGAAGAUUGUGGUAUGGAAAUUGGUAGAGAAUCUAAAAAUGAUAUUGCUGAAAUAUCAAUUAAUGUACUUGAUAUUAAUGACAAUGCUCCAGUUUUUUUGGACUCACCAUAUUUAGCACAUGUUAUGGAAAAUAUGUUACCACCUGGUGGUGGAUUUGUCACUCAGGUAAAAGCAUAUGAUGCUGAUACACCACCGUACAAUGAUCAAGUACGUUAUUUUUUGAAAGAAGGUGAUACUGAUUUAUUCAGGAUAAAUGCAAGUACAGGUGAUGUGAUUUUAUUGCGAUCACUUGACAGAGAAAUAACAUCAGAGUAUACACUUACUCUUGUUGCAAUGGAUACAGGAUCACCACCUUUGACUGGAUCUGGUGUACUUAAAAUAGUUGUACUAGAUGUUAAUGAUCAUAGUCCAGAAUUUUCAAGACCAGAUUAUUUAGCAACAGUUACUGAAAAUUCACCAGCUGGUACUUGGGUUGCAAAACCAACAGCGAUUGAUCAGGAUGAAGGUUUAAAUGCUAAAAUAAGAUACAGUUUACUUGAUGAAAAAACAGAAAGUUUUUCAGUUGAUCCAGAUACAGGAGAUGUUGUGACACUUGUACCGCUGGAUCGUGAACAAUUAUCAAUUUAUCAUUUGACACUUGUUGCCCAAGAUUCAAGUCCAACUGAGCCACGUGCAUCAGCUGUUAAUUUAACAAUACAAAUUAAAGAUUUAAAUGACAAUGCACCACGUUUUACAAGUUCAAGAUAUACAGUAUAUGUGCCAGAUUCAACAAUGCCUGGUGAUUUUGUAUUUGGUGCCAAGGCAAUUGACGAUGAUGACGGUGAAAAUUCACGUAUUAUUUAUCAUUUACAAGGUGAUGAUUCUAAAAAAUUUAAUAUUGAUAGCUUAAAUGGAAUUAUUAGAGCAACACAACAAUUAUCAAUUGGUGGUAAAACAACACAUCAAUUACAAAUUAUUGCAUCUGAUUGUGGACAUGAUACAAAAACAAUAACUGCUGAUUUAGUUAUACACUUAUGGAAUCGUCAAUUAUUUCCAAGUUUUAAAUCACCAAUAAAUACACAUUUUACACUAUCAGAAGAUACACCAGAAGGUUAUUUAAUAACAACUUUGAGUGCAUCAACACCAAAAACAGGUGUAUCAAGUAAUUUAAUAUUUGGUAUUGCUGGUGGUAAUAUUGGUGAUGCGCUAAAAAUUGAUUCUAAAAAUGGUGAAGUAUUUGUAUCAAGUGGUUUUGAUUAUGAAACACAACCAAUAUAUGAAGCAUGGAUUGAAGUUAAAGACUCAGAUAAUCCACCAUUAAAAAGUGUUAUACAAUUGCUAAUAAAUGUCACUGAUGCUAAUGAUAAUCCACCAGUAUUUGAUACACAAAUAUAUAAUGCAACAGUGCUUGAAGAAGAAUAUCCACCAAUAUUUGUAACAAAAGUAUCAGCAAAAGAUGCUGAUUCAAAUGACAAUGGACAAAUAACAUAUUAUUUAUUAAAUAAUUAUGAUGAUUCAUUUAUAAUUGAUGAAUAUAAUGGUGAAAUAAGUACAAAUAUAAAACUUGAUAGAGAAGAAAUUAAUUCAUAUGAGCUAAUAAUUCAAGCUAAAGAUCAAGGUUAUAAUAAAAUGUCUGGUACAGCAACUGUUUUAGUAUCAGUUAUUGAUAAAAAUGAUAAUCCACCACGUUUUACAAGAUUAUUUAGUGUUAAUGUUACUGAAAAUUCAGAUAUUGGUUCAUUUGUCAUUAGAAUAACAAGUAGUGAUCAAGAUAUUGAACAAAAUGCAAAUGUAACAUAUUUAUUUAGUGAUAAUCCUGGUGAUAAAUUUACCAUUGAUUCAACAAGUGGUAUUGUUAAAGUUAAUGAUUAUUUAGAUAGAGAAGAACAAGAUGAAUAUUUAUUAAAAGUUGGAGCUGCUGAUGGUGCAUGGAGUCAAGAAACAACACUGACAAUAACAAUACUUGAUCAAAAUGAUAAUUCACCUGAAUUUUUAAAAUCAUCAUAUCAUUUUCAUUUUCCUGAGAUGCUUAAAAAAUCAUCAUACGUUGGACAAGUAUCAGCAAUUGAUAAAGAUAAACAAGGACCAAAUUCACUUAUAUCAUAUAGUUUAUUACAACCAUCAGAUUUAUUUACAAUUGAUCCAGCAACUGGUGAUAUAUUUAGUAAAAAAAUUAUAUAUUAUAAACAUACCAACUGUGCAUCAUCACCAGAAAAUUUAUACUCAUUAACUGUUAUUGCUAGUGACAAUGGUAAACCACCAUUAUCAACUAAAAUUGUUAUUUAUAUUAAUAUUAUUAAUGCAAAUAAUAAUCCACCAGUAUUUCAACAAUAUUCAUAUCUUUCACCAGUGCCAGAAAAUUUUUUCAUUGGUAAAAGAAUAAUACAAUUGAUUGCCAAUGAUGAAAUGGAUUUUGGUGUUAAUGCUGAAAUUGAAUAUAGUAUUAUUGAUGGUAAUGCAACUGAUUACUUUAAAAUUGAAGAAAAAACUGGUUGGAUUAUUGUUGGUAAUAGUUUAAAAACAAUAAAUAUUGGUACAAUAUUUACGGGAAUUGUUAAAGCAACAGAUAAAGGUGUACCAUCAAAAUAUGAUCAAGUUACAUUGACAUUAAUAAUAACUGGUGAAAAUAAAUAUACACCAAAAUUUGCAGCAUCAUCAUAUCAAGUACGUGUACCUGAAAAUGAACAAGUUAAUUCAACAAUAUUAACUGUUAAUGCAAAUGAUGAUGAUGGUAAUAAUAAUCCAAAUGGUAUGAUUAGAUAUAAAAUAAUAUCAAAUAGUAAUAACAAUGAAUUUUCAAUAAAUCCAAUAACUGGCGCUAUUAUGAUUUUAAAACAACUUGAUUAUGAUACAAUAAAAGAAUAUCAUUUAAAUAUAAGUGCUAAAGAUUUAGGCUUUGAAUCAAAAGAAUCAAUUGCAACAUUAACAAUAAAUGUAUCAGAUAUUAAUGAUAAUCCACCAAUAUUUAAUCAAAUUAUUUAUCAUGCAUAUUUACCGGAAAAUUCAUUACCAAAUAGUUUUGUUUAUAAACUACAAGCAACAGAUAUUGAUUCACCAAAAUUUGCACAAAUUGAAUAUAAAAUACUUGGUGGUACUGGUAAAGAACAUUUUUCAAUUGACAAAAAUACUGGUAUAAUAAUAUCUAAAAUAACAUUUGAUUAUGAAGAAGUUAAUGAAUAUACACUUGAUAUUGUUGCUUCAAAUCCAGAUUCAAGUUUACAAAUGAUUGGUUUUACAAAUGUCAUUAUUUUUAUAACUGGUGUUAAUGAAUAUUAUCCAAAAUUCAUACAGCCAGUAUUUUAUUUUGAUGUAUCUGAAAGUGCUGAGAUAAAUACAUCAGUUGGUUUGAUACAAGCAACUGAUCAAGAUUCUGGUAAUGAUGGUAAAGUUUAUUAUUUAUUUGUUGGUUCAUCAAAUGAUCGUGGUUUUUCAAUUGGUCCAGAAAGUGGAAUAAUAACAGUAUCAAAAAUAUUAGAUAGAGAAACACAAAAUCGUGUUAUAUUAACUGUAAUGGCUAAAAAUCAAGGUGGCAUACGUGGUAAUGAUACUGAUGAAGCACAAAUUAUAAUAUCAAUUGAAGAUGGUAAUGAUCCACCGGAAUUUAUUAAAAAUUAUUAUGAAACAAGUGUAUCAGAGAGUACGUCAAUUGGUACAACUGUUAUGACAGUAAGAGCUAUUGAUAAAGAUGUUAAACCACAAAAUAAUCAAUUUUUAUAUUCAAUAAUUGGUGGUAAUCAUGGACAGACAUUUAAAAUUGAUCCACAAAAUGGAGAAAUUGAAACAACAAGAAUACUUGAUCGUGAAACAGUAUCAAUGUAUAAAAUUAUUAUUGGUGCAAUUGACAUGGGUACACCACCACAAACUGGUACGACAAUUGUCAAUAUUAAUUUACUUGAUGUCAAUGACAAUGGGCCUAUAUUUGAACCACCAGAAAUAGUGGGCUAUGUCAAUGAAAAUGAACCAGCUGGUACAUCAAUUAUAACAUUAACAGCAAGUGAUCCAGAUUUACCACCAAAUGGUGCACCAUUUACUUAUCGACUUAUUGGUGGUAGACAAGUUGAUCUUGUUACACUUGAUAAACAUUCUGGUGUAUUAAGAACAUCACGUAGUCUUGAUCGUGAAGUUAUGUCUCAGCUAGAUAUUUUGAUUGAAGUGGAAGAUUCAGGUUUACCUAAAAUGAAAAGUGAACAUACAGUGACAAUAAUGGUUUUGGAUGAAAAUGAUAGUCCAUCAACACCACGUUCAGUUCAUGUUAUGGUAUAUUCAUACAAUGGUAAAAUACCCAUGGGAAAAAUAGCUGAUGUACAUCCAAAUGAUCCUGAUACCACCGGCGACUAUACAUGCAAAAUACUUCAGGGCUCCAAUUCCGGUAUACUUGGCGUACCAAACGCUUGCGAUUUACAUACCAACAAAAUUACCCCCGGCCUCGGAUACUCAUUGAGUGUAUCUGGUAAUGAUGGUCGGCAUCCAGAUGUUGUCUCCAAGGUAACUGUUGAAUUUUUAAUAUUUAAAAAUACAACUGUUGAAAAUACAGUGACACUACAAAUAUCAAGAUUAACAGCAUCUGAAUUUUUGGCAAUUCAUUAUCGUCCAUUACUUGAUAUGUUACAACAUGAUUCUGAUGUUGAUGAUACACUGAUGAUAUAUAGCAUUGAUGAAAAUGAUGGAAAUUUAAAUAUUUAUAUUGCCAUUGAAACAACAAAUAAUAAUUUCAAAACAAAACAACAAGUUACAAAAUUAUUAUUUAAUAAAUUUGAUAAAAUACAAAAUUUAUUAAAUGGUAAAAAUAUAAUAAUAAAUUAUUCACCAUGUGAAAAUGAUGGUUGUGAUAAUGGUGGUAUAUGUAAUAAUCAAUUGAUUGUUUAUGAUGAUACAAGAAUAAUAAAUAGUCAAAGUUUAAUAUUCACAUCACCUCGGGUUAUACAUGAAAUAAUUUGUAAAUGUAAAGAUGGUUUUACCGGUUUAAAAUGUGAACGUAGACAAGAUCCUUGUUUACCAUCACCCUGUUUAUAUGGUAGUCAAUGCCGUAGAAUUGGUCAUGAAUUUUCAUGUUCAUGUCCAUCAAAUCGUGAUGGUAAAUAUUGUGAAUUAGAAAAAGGUGAUGCAUGUGCAUCAAAUCCAUGUAGAAAUGGUGGUUCAUGUAAAGUUAGUCCUGAUGGUUCAAGUUUUUUUUGUUUAUGUCGUGCUGGUUAUCGUGGUAACCACUGUGAGGCAAUAACUGAUUCAUGUAGACCAAAUCCAUGUUUAAAUGAUGGUAUUUGUGUUAGUCAAAAACCUGGUUAUCAAUGUAAUUGUCCUGAGGGACAUUAUGGUAGACACUGUGAACGUUCAACAUUUGGUUUUCAUGAAUUAUCAUACAUGUCAUUUCCAUCACUUGAUUCAAACACAAAUGACAUUACAAUUAUAUUUUCAACAACUAAAUAUAAUGCAUUAUUAUUAUAUAAUUAUGGUGGACAAUCAAGUGGACGUUCUGAUUUUAUUGUACUUGAAUUAAUUAAUGGUAAAAUAUCAUUUUCAUAUGGUGGUGCUAGAAGUGCUAUAACUAAAAUACAUGUUAAUUCAAAUGAGCUAUUAAAUGAUGGACUAUGGAGAAAAAUAACAGCAACAAGAAAUGGACGUGUUGUAUCAUUGAGUGUAUCAAAUUGUCGUGAAAAUGGUGAUUAUUGUGAUGAUUGUCAACCUGGUGAUAAUACAUGUUACGCUGAUGAUACUGGUUUAACAGCAACACUUAAUUUUAAUAAUAAUCCAUUAUUAAUUGGUGGUUUAAUAAAUGCUGAUCCAAUACUUGAAAGACCUGGACAAGUACAUUCAGAUGAUUUUGUUGGUUGUAUACAUUCAGUAUCAAUUAAUGGUAGAUCACUAAAUCUCACUAGUCCAUUAUCAUCAAGAGGCAUUAAAAAUACAUGUCCAAGAAAUGAAAAAAGUAUUUGUCAAACUAAUGACAAUACAAUUUGUGGUAGCAAUAAAAAAUGUUAUGAUAAAUGGCAUCAGGUGGCAUGUGAAUGUAGUCAUAAUAUUUAUUCACCAAAUUGUCAUUCUGCAAUUGAACCAAUUAAUUUAUCUGACAAUGGUUUCAUUGAAUUUAAAAUAUCAGAAAAACAUAAACGUAUGCAAUUAUUGGAUAAUAUUUAUGAUGGUAGUACAAUGUGGAAUAAUAAUAAACGUAUGACAAGAUCAACUGAAUAUGAAUCAAAUAACUCAUAUCAAAUUAUAAAUACAACUAAAAAAAUUAGUUUAAUGUUCAAAACAAUUAAACAAAAUGGUGUAUUACUGUAUGCUGCAACAAAUAAUUAUUAUACAUCAAUUGAAUUGAAAAAUGGACAAUUGAUAUAUUAUUCAAUGCUCGGUUCAGCUGUUAAUAUGACUGGAACAAUUGACAAUAAUGGUUUGGCUGGUUUGGCUGAUGGUAAAUGGCAUAAUUUAUUGAUAAUAUCACAAUCAAGAAGUAUACGUUUAUUAAUUGAUAAUGUAUUAAUUGGUGAUGAGCUUGAUUCAGCUGGUGUGCAUGAUUUUCUUGAUCCAUAUUUAUCAGUAUUAUUUAUUGGUGGUAUACGUGAAGAUUACAGAUAUCAUCAAAAUGGUUUUAUCAAAAAUUUUGAAGGUUGUUUAGCUAAUUUUACAAUUAACAAUGAAAUUCAACCAUUCAAUGGUUCUGGCUCAAUAUUUAAAGAUGUCAUUCAUCAUGGAAAAAUUGGUAAAGGUUGUCGAGGAUUUAUUGGAAUAAGUGCAGCAACAGUUGCUGAUCCAUUGUCAAUUGGUAUAACACUUAUUAUUGUAUUUUUUGUAACGCUAAUUAUUGCAAUGUUUGUUAGUUUUAUUGUAUUUCGUUUACGUCGACAAAACAAGGAAAAAAUAUUACCACCAAGUGUUAAUAAAAAUACAAAUACAAUGUUAACAAAUUCACAUGGUAAUGUCAAUGAUAAUAUUAUGUCAAGACAUGAAAAUACAUAUAUAUCAGAUACAUCUGAUUUACGUGGUGUUGGUAUGGGUAUGGGAAUGGGAAUGGGUAUGGGAAUGGGCAUGGGAAUUGGUAUGGGACAUCUUGGACCAGAAUUAAUAUCAAAAAAAUUUAAAGAACGAGAAAUUAAUAAUGAACAUAAUAGACAACAACGUCCAGAUAUUAUUGAACGUGAAAUUGGAAAAAAUCCAUUAAUAAGAGAUGAACAACAUCCAUCAUUAAUAUCAUCACCAACACAAAAUUCACUUCAUUCACAUGAACAUAAUCAACAACAGCAACAGCAACAACAAGAUACAGAUAUGCCAGAGCAUUAUGAUUUAGAAAAUGCAAGUUCAAUAGCACCAAGUGAUAUUGAUAUUGUUUAUCACUACAAAGGCUACAGAGAUGGCAUGCGAAAAUACAAAGCAACACCACCACCAACAAUAAAUAAUUAUAAUAAUCAUCAUAAACAUAAUGGACAACAACAAUCACAAUCUCAAUCACAAUCACAACAACAACAACAACAUCGUCAUAAUGCACCAUUUCCACCUAGAUCAAUGCAAUCACCAAAUGUCGGUGGUCAACCAUCAGGACCAGCACCAAAAUUAUUACAAAGUACACCACUUGCACGUUUAUCACCAAGCAGUGAAUUAUCAUCACAACAAACGAGAAUAUUAACACUACGUGAUAUUAGUGGUAAACCAUAUCAAUCAGCAUUAUUAGCAACAACAUCAAGCUCUGGUGGUGUUGGUAAAGAUGCAUUAAAUUCAAACAGUGAAAGAAGUUUAAAUUCACCAAUAAUGAGCCAAUUAUCUGGUUCAACAGCUAGUCGUAAAGCAACACAAUCAGCAAAUGAAAAUAAUAAUAAUUCUAAUAAUAAUAAUAAUAGUAUUAACAAUAUAAAUAAUAAUAAUAAUAUUAAUAAUAUUAGUAAUAAUAGUAAUAGUAAUAUUGGUAAUAAUAUUAAUAAUAGCAAUAAUAUUAGUAAUAGUAGUAGUAAUGGUUCUGGUGGACCAAUGGGUUUAACUGCUGAAGACAUUGAAAGAUUAAAUUCACGACCAAGAGUAUCAAGUCUUGUAUCAACAUUAGAAGCUGUUAGUUCAUCAAGUGAAGCUAGAGGACCACCACCGACAUCACAUAAUUCACAUUUACCAUUACAUCUUCAUCGUAGACAUACACCACCAACAGAAAGACUUGAAAGACUUGAAAGACUUGAAAGACGUCACUCGUCAACAACUGAUGAAAGUGAAAAUGAUAGUUUUACAUGUUCAGAAAUUGAAUAUGAUAAUAAUUCACUUGUUGGUGAUAAAAGAUCAGAUAAUUUAUAUAGUAAAACAGAUGAUGAACAAGUUAUUCAAAGUAAUGAAUCACCACAAACUAAAAAUGUCAAUUAUGAUGGUUUUGAUAGUUCAUUUAAAGGUUCAUUGAGUACACUUGUUGCAUCUGAUGAUGAUUUGUCAACUCAAAUGAGUAAUUUAUAUAGACCAAAUAGCAAUGGAUCACCAUCAACAAAUACAGCACUAAGUUGGGAUUAUUUAUUAAAUUGGGGUCUUAAUGUUGAAAGUCUUGUUGGUGUAUUUAUUGAUAUUGCUGAAUUGCCUGAUGCAUCAAGUCAUGUAUCAAAUGGUCUUAGACUUCCUGCUAAUAUUCCUAAAACAUCCGAAGAAUAUGUUUGAUUAAUAAUAUUUUGCCAUUAUGAAACAUUGUAAAUUAAAAAUUAUUAAUUAUUGGUUUUAGUUGUUAAUAGAUAUUUAAGUUUCAAAUUAAAAUAAUAGAAAAAAAAAUCCUUUUAUUCGUCUUCCCAUGAAGCACAUAAUUUUUGUGCCAUUAAUUUUUUUAUUAAUUGACAAAAUUGUUAUACAAAAAACAAAUGUAUAGGUAUAUGAUUCGACUACUGUAUAUAAUUUAUAGUAAAAAAUUAUUAUUGAUAGCCAUAUUAUUAUGAAAAAAAGAAGAAGAAA
Molecule: messenger RNA, 15809 nt
Organism: Aphidius gifuensis
Lineage: Eukaryota; Metazoa; Arthropoda; Insecta; Hymenoptera; Braconidae
Gene: ft
Product: cadherin-related tumor suppressor
Exons: 9
Coding region: 135-15524 (5129 amino acids)
Biological process (GO): homophilic cell-cell adhesion
Cellular component (GO): plasma membrane; cell-cell junction
Molecular function (GO): calcium ion binding
Source: RefSeq, a predicted model, not a curated record